CAUUAGAAUAAGUCGUUCCCAAAAAGGAGUUGUUGAAUCUUGUCCAUAAAGGAUAUUGCACAUAUCACUUCCUUCUUUUUCAUCCUCUAUUCUAGCUGCCACCCGGAACAUAUUGAACAGUUGCACAGAUACAACAUCGGCUGUGAUUCGUUAUUAUUCAUUUGCGAAAACAUACAUACUUUCAAGCCUCUGCCAAGCAUUUUAUUGCCUAUUGUUCUGAACGAACGAAAGCACAGGACAGACACCAGCGGUAAUUAUAGAUACAUUAUGGCGACAUCAAAGGAUUGUUUUCAAACUAUCCACACAAUGCACAAGGCAGCACUGCUGGCCCAUAGAAAGCAGAAGUCAGAGGACACAUCAACCCUUCUUGGAGGCCAGUUGCCAAAUAAAGUUGUGCAUGAUAAUAAUUACAUUCCACUCAUGACUACUGGUCCUGAUGUGUCAGAAAAACAGAUGCAAGAGAAACCACAGUCAUUUCAACAUGCCAUUCUAACUGCAUUGCCCGAAGAUAGACACCAGCCGAAACCUGUUAUAGUGGUUGGUCCAGCUGGAGUUGGCAGAACCACUGCCUUGGAGAAGCUAAUAGUGGACUGGGCCACUGGCAAACAUCUCCAGCACUUUUCCUGUGUCUUCCAUUUCACAUUCAGGGAUUUGAAUGCCCAUAAGGGGGUGCUGUCUCUGCAGGCAUUGCUGCUUCAGUGCUACAGUCACCUUUCCCCUGAGUCCCUGGCUCUAGUCCUGCAGAAUCCAAAGUCUCUGCUGUUUCUGUUUGAUGGGCUGGAUCAGUACCAGCACAGCCUGGAACCCCCCACAUCCCUGACCCUCUGCUCGGACCCUCAGCAGCCAGCCUCAGUCUCUAUGCUAGUGGCCAGCCUGGUGCAUGGACCUCUGCUGAAAGGGGCAGCCAUACUGCUGACCUCAAGGCCUACCGCAGCCAGUCUCGAGUCUCUAGAUGGCUACCGCAUGGAGCUGUUGGGGUUUCUGAAACCCCAGAGGAAGGCCUAUUGCGACAGGUUCUUCUCUGAUCCAAUUGUAGCCAGUCAAGCGUUUGAGAACAUAGAAAGGACAAUGGGGUUCUAUGAUUUCUGCACCUCUCCGAGAUUCUGCUGGAUGACGUGUUCCAUUUACAAGUCUCUAAUGGAGGCUGGAGAGAUUCUUCCUGAGACACUAACCCAGGUGUUUGUUUAUAUCACCAUCCACCUUAUUCGGGCACUGUCAUUGGACACGACCAAUGCCAGAGACCUGGUGACCUCCCUGGGUAGAAUGGCUUCCCAUUGCUGUCUUGGCCCGGAUUCAAACUGCUCCAAAGAAGAAAUGGCCUCCACUGAUGUACAACAGUUCCUAACAACUCCAACAUCAAUGAAAGAUUUCCUGCACGUUGAUGGUGACCUGGAAUCGGACAACUGCAUUUUCUCCUUCCACACCCAGAAGAUCCAAGAGUUUUUCUUGGCUGCAUCCUUCUACUUAGACGAGUCAGAAGCAGUGAGUGUAGAAGAGCUGUUGGAGAACCAUGAGGGUUGUGUAGAGUUUCUCGACCUUUACCUGGCAGGGCUUUCUGAGCCCUCUCAGAGGAAGCCUCUGGAAUCUGAACUGGGAGAGUUCAACACUGACCACAUCAUGGACUUCAGCAGCUGGUUUAAAAGCACCUCUCGGAAGGCACUGGAGAGCUAUCACACAGACAGACACCUCCAUUACUUUCAUCUGCUCCAUCAACGUCAGAAUGAGAAGCUGGUGAAGGAGAUCAUCACUCCGUCUGCCCGUGGCAUCAGCUAUGGCGUUCUGGGUGUACAUGACUGUGUGUCUCUCAGCUAUAUAGUGACAUGUCUGGGGGAAUGGGAUCAGCUGAAUCUGUACAGCAGCAAGGAUUUAACUGAGGAAAAAGCCAACCUUUUGGUUCCUGCCAUACGUCUCUCUCAUAAAAUAAUCCUGGUUCAGAGCUCUCUUAGUGCUGGGGCUCUCGCUCACCUGGCCUCAGCCCUCAGCCAGGGAAGGACCACAGAGCUGGAUAUGUCCUACAACCCCAUGGGUGACACAGGCUUCAAAGUUCUUUGCACAGGACUUGGGGACUGCAACAUACAAACAUUAAAACUUCCAGUGUGUGGGUUAACAGAGGCUUGCUGUGGGGACCUGGUGGCAGUCCUGACCUCAGAGAAAUCCCAUCUCCGCGUGUUGGAGCUGAGGGGGAAUACGCUCCAUGACCAGGGGCUCAGGAAGCUGAGCCAUGCACUGGGAAGCCCUCACUGCAAACUGCAGGAGCUUCAGUUACCGAGGUGUGAGUUGACGGGGGGGUCCAUGGAGGCCUUGUCAACUGCACUGUGCGUUGGCCAAUCAGAGCUGAGAAUACUGAAUCUGGCACAGAACUGCCUCACCGACCAGGGGGUGGAUUGGCUGGCCAAGGCUCUCCAAUAUCCCUGCUGCCAACUGCAAAGCCUGAUAUUGUUUGAUAAUGAGUUGACAGCUGCGUGUUGUGCUGGUGUGGCUGAGGCCUUGCAGUCAGAAGGCUGUAGGCUGACUGAGCUGGAUCUGUCUGUGAAUGCAUUGGGCCAGGAGGGGGCACUGCAGCUGUGUAAGGCCCUCAACAAGCCUGGAUGCCCACUGGAGAAACUGCGGUACUACAGUCCGCAGCAUGCUUGUUAUGUAUUGAGUGUAUUAUCUGUUGUAGUCUGGGAACCCCUUGGAAACGAGACGAUUCAUGCCUUUGUAUCAGAACCAAUUAGGGUUUUCUGUUGCAGCUUGGUACGCUGUGAGUUGACUACCCUGGUCUUCAAGGAGUUGGGCGUUUUGCUGAGCAGUGGGACCUCUGGACUGAGAACACUGUCUGUGGGCCUGAACAAAAUAGGAGACGAAGGAGCCAAACACCUCUGGGUCGCACUGGGAAACAAACGGUGCAGUCUGGAGCACCUGGAUGUUGAGAUGAUCCAGCUGACGGAUGCCUGUGUUGGAGACAUGAGUGCGGCGGUGAGGGCCAGUGGUUUCCUGAAGAGCCUGGUCCUGAAGAACAACCAUCUGACUGACACCUCAGUCCCAGCUCUGGUCCAAGUCAUGCAGGAUAGUCGCACCAUGCAGGAGAUGAAUCUGCAGUAUAACGACUUCAGUGAAGACAUGUUUGAAAUGAUGGACCAGUGUGCAAAAAUCAAAUACUAAACAAAAAUUACCUUUUAAAAAUGUCACCACCAAAAAACUUGACUAAUUUAGCCUGAGAAGGCUAAAUAGAAACCAAUCCCUUGACAGUAUUUGUUUGAUCCCUCCAUUCUUUCUACUAGUAUAGAGUUACAUGACAAUGGGCUUCAAACAGCCAUGGGCUGAACAGUGUCUGAUAGUGAACACAUUCAUGAGGUUACUUGAGUGCUAUUGCUAAAGUUUUGGUUGUCAAAAGAUGUUAACUAAUGAUUUGGUUCAAAUAAAGGUUUUUAAUGAGAAAAAUA
This is a messenger RNA of Salvelinus fontinalis (brook trout), 3425 nucleotides long. RefSeq names its product NACHT, LRR and PYD domains-containing protein 3. The transcript has 8 exons. Bases 268 to 3144 code for a protein of 958 amino acids. The record is from RefSeq and is a predicted model, not a curated record. Gene Ontology annotation, cellular component: cytoplasm. Gene Ontology annotation, molecular function: protein binding. NCBI's taxonomy places the organism in Eukaryota, Metazoa, Chordata, Actinopteri, Salmoniformes, Salmonidae.